Syngnathoides biaculeatus (alligator pipefish) is the source of this 2779-nucleotide messenger RNA. RefSeq names its product solute carrier family 30 member 4 (gene slc30a4). Gene Ontology annotation, biological process: zinc ion transmembrane transport; response to zinc ion. Lineage: Eukaryota; Metazoa; Chordata; Actinopteri; Syngnathiformes; Syngnathidae. The transcript is spliced from 9 exons. Gene Ontology annotation, cellular component: plasma membrane. Gene Ontology annotation, molecular function: zinc ion transmembrane transporter activity. The coding region runs from base 457 to 1761 and encodes 434 amino acids. The record is from RefSeq and is a predicted model, not a curated record.
GGUGCUAGUAGUAAUGUCCAGGAGGCUACUUGUGCGUGACACAUGCGAACUAGUUAGGUCUAAUUCGUGUCAUGCAAAAGGUACUUGACCCAGAAACCUUCAAACGACGCCUUAAAAUCGGAUGUUUUAUCCAAUUUAUCUGACAACACUAAUCUCGUGAGGUGUUCCCUGCGUCACGUUGUCACUGCAAAGCGGAACAGAAAAACAAAGCUAGCUGACUAGCUAGCUAGCUUCCUGUGUCCAACCUCUUAAAAAUAAAUAGGAGCCACAUCUCCAACGAAUGAGCAUUCGAGGUCGAUUUACAACACAUUACCGGUUGGAAUUUCUUUCCCGCAGUGACUGCAGCCGUAUAGUCGGUGCCAAUGCUGUGAACGUGCGCUACUAGCAGCUACGCCAUGUGAAUGAUUGACCUGGAGGAAAUUGUCCUGUACGCAGAGACUGAGCUCACUCUUCAAGAUGUCCGGCGGCAGCUUGCUGAGCAAGGUGCGCUCCGCCUUCAGGAGAGAGCGCGACGACUGGGACAUGAGCAGCGACACGGCGCCCUUCGACUUCUCCGACGAGCUGGUGGAGGAUGAAGCGCCCAAAUUCAACAAGUUGAAGGUGGUGGUCUCGGGCGAGAUGUCGGACUACUCUGCCGGCGCGCCGUCCAACGGCGUGGCGGUCAACACGCUGCUGGUGGCGGGCCGUGAGGAAGACGACGACUCCCUGCUGGACACUUCCUCCAGCCUGGGAAGCCCGGUCUUGAACAUGGAUCCGUGCGACGGCUGCACCAAGAAGCGAGAGGCGACGAAGCAGAGGAAGGUGAUGAAGAGGCUGGUCGUUGCAGCUGUGCUCUACUUUCUCUUCAUGACGGCGGAAAUUAUAGGUGGCUACGUGUCAAACAGCCUCGCCAUCAUGACGGACGCCGUGCACAUGUUAGCGGACGUGGUGGGGAUCCUUUUCUCCCUGCUGGCCCUGUGGCUCUCCACCAAACCACCCACCAAGAGGUUCACCUUUGGACUGCAUCGCCUCGAGGUGAUCUCGGCGGUCCUCAGCGUGACGCUCAUCUACAUCCUGACGGCGAUUUUGCUCUUCGAGGCCGUUCAGAGGACGAUGAAACAAGAUUUCAACAUCGACGGCGACGUGAUGAUCAUCACGGCGGCCGUGGGCGUGGCUGUCAACCUCAUAAUGGGCUUCUUAUUAAACCAAGGUGGUCACCUUCACGCUCACGGCCACGGUGCCCCUCAAGGGACCGCCGCCGCGUCAGGGUCGCACAACCAAAGGCCGCGUGGCAGCCUGGCUGUGCGGGCCGCCUUCAUCCACGCUCUGGGCGACCUCCUCCAGAGCGUCGGGGUUCUCAUAGCCGCCUACGUCGUCCGCUUCAAGCCGGAGUAUAAACUGGCAGAUCCCAUCUGCACCUACAUCUUCUCGGUCCUGGUUCUGUUCACCACAGUCCGCAUCAUCCGCGACACAACGGUGAUCGUGCUGGAAGGGGUGCCCCGACACCUCGACAUCGUGCGGAUCAAAGAGGAUCUCAUGAAGCUGGAGGACGUGCAGUCGGUGGAUGAGCUGAAUGUUUGGGCGCUGACUGCGGACAAGACUGCAGCGCUGGUGCAUCUUCAGCUCACGCCCUCAAGUGCCAGCAACUGGGAGGACGUCCAGGCGAAGGCCCGCCACCUGCUGCUUCACACCUACGGCCUGAGCAGAUGCACGGUUCAGGUCCAGACGCACAGGCCGAGGCCCGCGCGCACCUGCGCGCAAUGUCAGCAGGGCGGCACUUAAACCAGACACUCAUUCCCACUCCUCCGCGGAGCCGCUUGCCGGUGGAAGGCGGGCGGGUGUUGCGCCGCCCUGAAAUAAGGACGGAGCAAGAUCCCGAAUGACACACUCCUGCUGGAGGAAAGGAUUGCUGCCAGUCGUGAGGGCCGAAUACUCUUCAUGCGAUAUUUGCCGACCUUUGACAUGUUCAACUCAGGAACAUGAACCUUCAGCGCAUUGUCUUCGAUCACCAUUAAGGCCUAUUUGUGUUUUACAUUUUUGAUUUAUGGCAACUGGUGAAUAUUUUUUGUUGUUGUUUAGCUUGUAUGUUCCGUUUAAAUAUGGAAAGCCUUUGAGCAUUUAUUCAGUCGUCUUUAUCUAUCUUAAGGUCCAUGUACUCGUAUGCUUUGUUCGCACAAGACAACCCAACGCACUAGUAAAAUGGUCGUGCCUUACCAGUUGUGAUUUUUAUUUUUAUUUUUUUUGUUAUCGCCACGACUGCACGCCACUACUUCAAAUUUCUGCACACUAUUAAAACAAGGCUACUACUGACAUAAAAUUCUACUAGUUAACGUCUCAAGCUGGAUGUCAACUAAUGCAGAAUUUUGCCUCACUGGUAACACGCACUGAUCCUACUAGUGCAGUUUUGCCUCCCAGUAUUUGGACCUUAAGAUAUGGAAUUAAUGCGCAAAGAGCUCACCAGAAACGUCGAGCUGACCCGACUUAGCGCAGCUCGUUGUACUUAUGUUACUCGCCUUUAACUGAAGUCACUUUGUGAUCACCGACGACACUGCAAAACGGACCCGCGCUAAUAUUUCACCUCACUGGUGUUAAAAAACGCGUGAUUGUUUUCGACACUGAUUGCGGCGUUGUAGCCGACUGCGAUGGAGGCUGCUGAACCUCAUCGGGGGAGACAAUUCUGUGACACUUUUGAGUCAAUUCUCCAGUAUUUUGCGUGUUCACAUAUAGCAAAUGUUCUUCGUAGUCGUCAUUGAAUGCCAAGUCUGGAUCACGUGCUUUUUUUUUUUCUUUUUUGUUUUGU